AAUAAAAAUGCGAGUCAUCAUUCAGCGUGUUAAGAAUGCCGCACUCAGUGUAAUAAAAGAAGGCACCAACGAAAAGGAAAAGGAAUUUGAACUUUUCAGCGAAAUACAAAAUGGAAUAAUCUGUUUUGUAGGAAUACACAAAAACGAUAGUUGGAAGGAUGCACUGUACAUUAUUCGGAAAUGUCUAAAUCUGCGACUGUGGUCAGAAGGUAACAAAACUUGGGAUAAAAGUGUGAAAGAUUUAAAUUACGAAGUGUUGGUUGUCUCUCAGUUUACCCUUUUUGCUAACACGAAAAAGGGAAGCAAGCCAGAUUUCCACCUUGCCAAGGAACCCAAAGAAGCGCUAGCUAUGUACAAUAAAAUGGUCGAACAAUUUGUUAAGGACUACAAUCAUGAAAAAAUCAAAACUGGAAAAUUCGGAUGCUACAUGAAUAUCCAAGUGACUAAUGAUGGGCCUGUUACUAUUUUUAUUGACAGCCACGAUGUCAAUUUGGAUAGCUG
Plasmodium cynomolgi strain B is the source of this 501-nucleotide messenger RNA. Its product is annotated as histidyl-tRNA synthetase. The annotation marks the transcript as partial. The record is from RefSeq and is a predicted model, not a curated record. Gene Ontology annotation, molecular function: D-tyrosyl-tRNA(Tyr) deacylase activity. Gene Ontology annotation, cellular component: cytoplasm. Gene Ontology annotation, biological process: tRNA metabolic process. Lineage: Eukaryota; Apicomplexa; Aconoidasida; Haemosporida; Plasmodiidae. The transcript has a single exon.